This is a messenger RNA of Tyto alba (common barn owl), 1170 nucleotides long. It is a transcript of the gene AKIP1, whose product is annotated as A-kinase interacting protein 1. Gene Ontology annotation, biological process: regulation of non-canonical NF-kappaB signal transduction. The record is from RefSeq and is a predicted model, not a curated record. NCBI's taxonomy places the organism in Eukaryota, Metazoa, Chordata, Aves, Strigiformes, Tytonidae. The coding region runs from base 1 to 501 and encodes 166 amino acids. The transcript has 5 exons. Gene Ontology annotation, cellular component: nucleoplasm.
AUGGCGGGAGCGCGCGCGGGGCGGACGGCGGGGCUGGCGCGCGAGGUGCUGGAGCGGGCGCGGCGGCGGCCGGAGGCACGGCUCCCGGGCACGGGAACGGAAGAAGAUUCGGAACGUCUUAGUGCAGCUUUCACGUCACUUGUGAACUUGAUGAAUCAAGCCACAAAGGAAUGCGAGAAGUAUUAUAGCUUCAUGGCAGCCUCUAGAUGCAAAGAGCAUGAAAUCAAACACAUCUGCAGAUACCAUCGCAGGCAAGUAGGGGAAAGAGAGCCGGAGUCCUCAGAAGAAGAAGAGAGGACUGAAGUCUCUGUAACACCCAGUCAAGCUCAAACUUGCCAGCAACAUGCUCUUGAGAAUUGCAUCAGCAGUAAUCAUCCAGCAGUUCUCCAGUCUCACCUCAUUUGUGCUCCUGACACAAUCCCUGUGCUGAGGAAAGGCAUGCAGCAAGGCACGGAGCAGUUGCUUAGCCAGUUAUGCUUGGCCCUCAUACAGUCUAUCUGAAGACUCCUGUUCCUCAAGGAGAAGAAAACUUUUUUUGUUUUUCAAAGCCCAACACCUCACCAAAUCAAUUUUGGGAACUUCUAAGCCACAAAAGAUGAGAAACAUGGAAUCUGUACCCCAGUACAAAUUAGUGGGAGCACCCUUGCUGUAUGGAUGUUUUCCAGGUUUAUGUUCAAAACCAUUUAGGUUGGUAACUUUCACUUUUGCGAAGCAGAGAUUACAGCAUGUUGAUUAUUUUCACUGAUAGAAACAUUAGAUGAAAUACUUUAAGUAAGGCACUUGCUAAUUUUUGUAUUGACAGAAACAUUUUACAGUUUGGUCCAUGCUGCCUGUAUACUUUGAAAAAUCCUAGUACAUUUAUAGAGCAACUGAAAUGUAUUUUUUUUUUACCCAAAUUCAAAAUGUUUAUUUUUGUGGGAAACUAAGAUGACUAAACAGUAAUGAAACUUUUGGGUUUUCCCCCCGCUAAAGACUAGACAAGCUUCUGAAGACAUCUACAUUGAAGUUUCUCCUGGCACCUAUUCUGUCACAGCAAUCUCAGAGGACAUGGUACAACAAACCCAUGUGGUAGAUGUCAAUGCAGGACAAAGUAUUAAUUUAACUUUUGUUCUAUGACAUUUGUUGUUUCUUGGCAAUCACAGGAAUAAAAUAUGAGGCUGUUCUAAUGCA